Fundulus heteroclitus (mummichog) is the source of this 1724-nucleotide messenger RNA. RefSeq lists its product as uncharacterized. The record is from RefSeq and is a predicted model, not a curated record. The coding region runs from base 21 to 1448 and encodes 475 amino acids. Lineage: Eukaryota; Metazoa; Chordata; Actinopteri; Cyprinodontiformes; Fundulidae. The transcript is spliced from 2 exons.
GCCCUCAAAGGUCUCGGCAAAUGGCUUUGUCUCUUGGUGAAGAACUGCUGUGUCUAUCAGAAAAUGUCACCCAUGCAUUUCUUCUGGUGACUCCAGAGUGCAUUGCAAUUUUCAGGGACAGAGAUUGCAGGUUUGGAGUUUUUGAUUCCCACUCAAGAAAUUCUGCAGGUCUGCCCCAACCCUAUGGCACUGCAAUAAUGAUGACUUUCAGCAACCGAACUGCCAUGCUGAAAGAUCUGCAACGGCUGUUUCAAAACCGUGGCCCGAAUGCCACCUAUGAGUUUGUACCAGUGGGUUUUGUCAGGAAUAAUCAGGCCUUGACAUUUCAAAAUGUUUCACUUCACCCCACACAUGCAAAUCCAACUGUCAGAAAACCAGAGAAUGCUUUUAAUGAAAACAAAAUGCCACCAUGGUUGAAAGAAAUGGACAACGUUUUUGAGGAAGUUAGUCCAACAGCCAAAGCAAGUUCACCAGUUGGAAAACCAGACAAAGAUUUAGAUGAAGAGGAAAUGUCUCCAUGGUUGAGAGAAAUGACAAAUGUAGAAGAAAUUGCUCCAAAAGUCCCUCAGGUGACAAAAGUUGAAAAAGCCAAGAGAAGAAAAUUUAAGGACAGGCUCAAAUCACAGCAGAAACAAAAUACUACUACAAAAAAUAGACAAAGUGCAUCUGAAAAACAAAGAUACAAUAAAUCCCCUACAUUUAGGAACAAAAAGCUACAGGCUUUAAAAGAAAAAUAUUAUCUUCAACAGUCCCAGAGAAGGGAUCACAUGAGAAACAGAUACAAGGUAGAUGAUGCUUUCAAAACAAGACAAAAAAAGUUCAAAUAUAACUUUUUACUUGACUUCAGAGCCAGGCAUAAAUCAUACAUUGCUAAGUAUAGAAGAACUCGAUACAGAGAUGAUCCAAUCUUCAGAAGCCAGGAAAAAGUAUACAUAAGAACUCGGUACAGAGAUGAUCCAGUCUUCAAAAACCAGCAAAAAGCAUACAUAAGAACUCGGUACAGAGAUGAUCCAGUCUUCAAAAACCAGCAAAAAGCAUACAUAAGGACGUGCCUGCAGCCCCCAGACUUGGCACAAGAAGUGUUAUCUUAUGGAGACGGAAUUUUCAGCAUUGCUCCUGCCCAAGGAAAUAAACCUGUUUCCUUCUUCAGUGUUCCCAGGCUUGAAUCCAUGGCUUACCCAGUCCAAUUCCCCACUGGAAGAAAUACCUUGGAUGAAGUCAGACGAGUCAAGCUGUCUCCAAGUAUGUAUUUCAAUGUACGUCUUUUUUCGGUAGACACUAGGUUUGCGGCAGACCAGAGUUAUCUUUCUUUGCUCAGUUUAUCACUGAGACCCACAUGGCCAACAGCAGCAUGUCUAUUCAAACACGAAAAGGAAAACCGACGACCAAAGAUGGACGGAACAUUUCCAAUAAAAUGCUCCAGGAUAAAGAAGAGGUGGAAACACUGAUCCACAAUAAAGAGGCCACUCGUUUCAUGCAACCGUUACAAGGCACUCCGGCUUAUUGGGAAAAAGGUCUCUGUGAUUUGCACGCCAUGGUUCGGCAGCUUGGAAAACCUACCUUCUUUGUGACCUUCUCCGCUGCUGAAAUGAGAUGGCCACAGUUCAUUGAGGCCAUCAAAGCUCAGCAUGGACAACAGGUAGAGUUUUCAGAACUUGACUGGAAUGCAAAGUGCAAUAUUCUUAGAAGCAAUCCAGUCACUGUCAUGCGUAUGUUUGACAAGA